CAUGUCUGUGUGCUUGAGGGCUGAAGGGGAUUGAGGGUUUUUUAUUGACAUGAUCAACAAGUGCACAAGUAGCUGGGUUACUGAUUACGGGUUAUGUUGUAGUUUGUUUUUGAUAAGACUCUUGUUUUAAGCACAAAGUCCUGCCAGGUACAACAAACCUUCAGCUACUUUACCAUAUCCCUUCCAUCCCUCAUAGGAUCACCGCUGCUUCUCAGGUCUUUUGGUGUUGUGUUUUUUGCUUUUUUGCAUCCGUUGAGCACACAGCAGCAUCAUGAGUGUAGAAUCCAAAAAACCACGUGAGGCCUGCUGCUCCAAGCUCAAGCUCUUCCUGGCCUCUAUGGCAUUUGUAUAUUUUGCCAAAGCCUUUUGUGGAGCCUAUAUGAAGAGCUCCAUCACUCAGAUUGAGAGGCGUUUUGACAUCCCCAGCUCCUUGAUUGGGGUUAUAGAUGGCAGUUUCGAAAUGGGCAAUCUGUUGGUAAUAGCCUUUGUUAGCUACUUUGGUGCAAAGCUCCAUCGUCCCAGGCUGAUUGCUAUUGGCUGCUUGAUCAUGGCUGCUGGAUCUUUCCUUAUAGCCCUGCCACACCUCUUCCAAGGACUAUAUAAAUAUGAGACCAGUGUGUCUCACAGCAAGGAUGUCAACAGCACCGAGAACAUCCUGCCCUGUUUGUCCAACCACAGCAUGACUGAUGCAGAUGAGACACCUGAUUUAGAGGCCAGAACAGCUUGUGAAAAGGCAGCUGGCUCAUCCAUGUGGAUCUAUGUAUUCCUGGGAAACAUGCUGCGUGGGAUUGGAGAGACUCCCAUCAUGCCUCUGGGUGUGUCCUACCUGGAUGAUUUCUCCAGAGAGGAGAACACUCCCUUCUAUUUGGCCUGUAUCCAUACAGUGGGAAUCUUAGGACCUAUGUUUGGGUUCAUGCUUGGGUCCUUCCUUGCCAAGAUCUAUGUGGACAUUGGAUCUGUGGAUUUAGACAGUGUCACCAUUAACCAUAAGGACUCCCGCUGGGUGGGGGCAUGGUGGCUGGGCUUCAUAGUGACUGGCACUGUGAUAUUGCUGUCCAGUAUCCCACUCUGGUUCCUGCCUAAGGCUCUGCCCAAGCAGGGCCAAGAGCAGAGUCAAAGUAAGAGCACAGAACUCGCCACAGUUGCAGAGCAGGAGAAUUUCCUCCCAGAGGAAAACCAGGAACAUGAAGAGAAAGAGAAGCCAGUCACAUUCCAGGAGCUGGCUAAAGAUUUCAUUCCAUCUCUGAAACGACUCUUCAGGAACAGCAUCUACUCACUGAUGAUCCUCACCUACCUGGUGUCUGUCAAUGGCUUCAUUGGCAUGAUCACAUUCAAGCCAAAGUACUUAGAGCAAAUCUAUGGCCAAUCAGCCUCCAAGGCCAUUUUCCUCAUAGGUAUACUGAACCUGCCAGCAGUAGCUUUGGGCAUCAUCACUGGAGGUUUUGUUCUGAAACGUUUCAAGCUGGGCAUCAUUGGAGCAGCCAGGGUGUCGAUUACUGCCUCUUUUGGGUCCUUUUGUCUGCUUGCCAGUCAGGUCUUCAUCCACUGUGAAAAUGCAGAUGUGGCUGGUCUCACCAUCUCAUAUCAGGGGGCUCCUCAGGUGUCCUACAACCAACAGACUUUGUUGUCUCAGUGCAAUAUAGGCUGCUCUUGCUCAAUGAAGCACUGGGACCCGGUGUGUGCCAACAACGGCAUGACAUACGCCUCGCCUUGCCUGGCUGGCUGCCAGACCUCCACCGGCACUGGCAAGGAAAUGGUGUUCCAUAACUGUACCUGCAUUGGGGAGAUGAUGACUCCAGACAUGAACAUGUCUGCAGUGCUGGGGCAGUGCCCUAGGAAGAAUGACUGUGAUCACACAUUUAAAAUCUACAUGGCUUUGUCCGUAUUGGGUUCCUUCAUUUCUGCAUGUGGAGGCACACCAGGAUACAUUGUACUACUCAGGUCCAUACAGCAAGACCUGAAAUCACUGGCUUUGGGUAUGCAGACACUGAUAGUGAGAACUCUGGGUGGGAUACCUCCUCCCAUUUAUUUCGGCGCACUCAUUGACCGAACCUGUUUGAAGUGGGGUACCAAGCUGUGUGGAGGCCGAGGAGCAUGUAGACUCUAUGAUGCUGAUGCCUUUAGAAUGACAUUCAUGGGGUUGAUUACUGGACUCUACUUCUUAUCCAACAUGCUGUGGGGAGGUCUCUACCUCACAAUUGUCAAGAGACAGAAGAAGUUAGCCUUGAGGAAUCAGGCCAAAGAAAAUGGACUGGAGGGUAACAGAGUGGUCAAUGGACAUGCCAACAUCCACAUCGCUAAAAACAAAGAAGACACAGACAGGGAAAGCACGAUUUGAGGUGUUUUGGGAGGGAAACACCAUUGUAUAAUGCAGGUAAUUGACACAUACAGUAUUUUCCGUUGCUUAACUACUGUGCUGCACCCAUACUGGACCAAAUGUGGUCAUGGUACAGUGUCAACUCUCUUUGGUCUUCAAGUAGUAUACCUCUUUUUUUUUUACACAGAUAUUGUGCCAAAAUUGUCCAUUUAUUUUGUUUACUUCACUUCAAAAAGGUCAAAAAAUCCUGACUAGAGCUUAGUUUUAAUAUGAACAACAUUCAAAUGUCAUUUAAUCAUAUGCAAUUCACAUCUAAACAAAAAUGGUUUUAUGCACAGGACAUAAAUUCAGAGGUCUUUUUUCUCUACUUCAAGUGUACCAAACUAUAAUAGGAACAUAUACUGUGCUGUGUGUGUCAAUGCGGGCAAAGCACCAGAGCAGCCCAGACUCACUUACAAUGACACAUUUCAGAGUCAGUGUCAGAGGAAGCGAGAAGAACACGUCAGAUAUUAGGAAAACUUUUGGCUUGUGUCCAACAAUUAUACUUGAAUAGCAUUAGGUCAGGAAAUGAUAGUAUUGUCUCACCCUACAGCUUUACAUUCGAAGUGAUUUAUGUGCAGUGACAGUUUGGCAAACAUGUAUACAGUAUACGUAUGUACAAUAUACUGUAUGUGUUUUCUUUCAUAUUUUUCAGUUAUGGGUGAGAGUUUGUGAGAUAAGACAGCCCUCCUCAUUGUCGUCAAAGAACUGUAUUAUCAUGAAGACAUUAAGGAUGGUUUAGGUUUGGGUUUAGAGCAUGUAAUAGUGUAGUAAAAAAGUAGUGUAGAGCUUAGAUGAGUAAAUGUACCAUCUUAAAUACACAAGGAUGAAAUCAAACUGGGAUUACAAAGGCAUAAUUAUAAUGUAAAUAGUUUUGUGUGACUAUAGCUGGUAUAAUAUGGACUGCCAGAGUUUGAAAUCCCAAAUAGAAGACUAUUUUUGUUGCAAGAAAGAUCCCCUUUACUUAAAUAUGAGAUACUGUAGAUGGUAUCGGUGCCAGCACAGCUGAAGACAUGUAGUGCUUUGUUUUGCUUUGCUUUUGCCAGUCAGAGUCUGAGCUGGAGAUUUUCAGAUUUACUGUCAAUAAAGGCUGUGAUUGCUGCAGGCUGACCCAGUCAGUGAAAGCAACACAGAGUUCUAGCUUGUCUAGCAGAGUUCUCGGAGAAUGAAAGUAAUAGUUUAUUACAGUAGAUUGGCCAGACAAGUAAUACUUGACAUUGUGCCUGUGUCUACGAGCAUUAUGUUCAUGCAGAUGUAAAGCUAUUGGAGGUGGAGACCCAAACACAACGCCAUCUUUAUUGGCAUCUUGUUUAUUAACCUUUUUUUUUGGUAUUUUGCGACUCCAAACAAUCCUGCUUGCUCUGUGGUGGUGCCAAAAAUUAGUAACCUAAAAAAAUGGUUUUUAAUUUUUUUUCAUAUUUCCUCUCCUGUCAAAAGUUAGAUGAUAACGCUAAAACCACUUUCAUAUCUGUGCAUUAAAUAUUAAACUAUAGCCAACCAUUACCUUAGCGUAGCACAAAGAUUUAAACAGCUAAACUGGCUAGUUUGUUUAAUCAGUUCAAAAACAAAAGUGUAAAAACGACAAGAUGUGGUUGUACGUGGCGUUAUGUGUGGACAAUUUCUUGCAAAUGUUAUGAGUCACAUGCAUAGCCAUAAUUUUUUGUAAGUGCUGGGUAAGAAUAAGCUGAAUAAACAAAACGAAAAAUUUCGUUGGCCAGGAGCAGUGACUUCAUGGAGUCUUGUUGUCACAGUGAGGUUCCCUGGCAACCAACAAAGAAUGCAUAUUAAACAAAUUAGAAAUAAUGUUUUAAAUAGUGAGCUCUAAACAUGCUGAUAGGCUAAUUUUGAGCUUUGGACAGAGUCAGGCUAUCAGUUUCCAUCUUAUCCCACCCUGUGCUAAGCUGACCAGCUGGUGGCAGUAGCUUCAAAUUUACUGUGUGGCUGUGAGAGUAGUAUCAAUUACACUCAUCCAAAAAGAAAGCAAAUAAGCAUAUUUCUGAAAAUGUUGAACUAUUCCUUUAAAACACCUUUAAUCAGUAUUAAAUAAUAGCUUAAAUUUUAUUGUAUGUAUUUAGUUACCGUCGUUAUGGCUCAACCUAAUAGACAAUAUCGUCUUAUAAAAUAAAAACUAAAGGAAUCUCAGCGUCUUUUAAAAAAGGGAAUAUAAUGUGAUAUAAUCUGUUCUUGGAGCCACCUUCGGCUACUUUAUAUAAAUAUUUGAGUUGCAUUUUAUUUGAGACACUACAUCUGUUGGGGGUCAAAUGUAAUAGGAAAAGGGACAGAAAGGCUUUUUUUGAUGGUUUCAUUUUAUGUCAGGCUGGUAAAUUUAUUCUUACUGUUAGCAAUGUGCCCCAGCAACAUUUUGCAUCUCUGGAUAGCUUACCUGUCAGACAUGGCACACACUCUCUUGUUACAUCACAUUAAUUUACAAAAACCCUAAAGGUCGUGAACAUUCAUACAAUUCUCUGACUCAUCAGUGUUUGUCUGGUAAAGUUCACUGUAGCUUGCACAGUGGACUAUGACUGAGUGGAGUGUAUCUCAAACUUGACUGUACUAUGUUUUACUCUGUUAUACUCUGUAGUUGUUGAUCAAAUGUAUCAUCAAUUAAUAUAAUUAUUGUUAAUAAUAACAAUUUUUGUAUUCAUUUAGAUAUGUUUGUAUCGUGUCCAUAUAUUUUGUUUAUCAUCAUUUCUGCCUUUUUUUUUUCAAUUUUGUUGAUUGUCCUUGUAGCAUAUUUGUAAGCAUUAAAGACAAAUGUUCCCAAUAUAUUUAUACACUGUUUUUAUUUAGUUUCUUUUUUAACAUGUUCUCCUAAGGCUGCAACAAGCCUGUUAUCAUGUUGUCUCUACUGUUUAACAUUAUAACUUUUUUUGUACUUCAGGUUACAUGUGAAGUUGUAUUUUUGCCAUAUGCUACAUUUGUCCCACUGUAAAGCUGCUAUUGUCCUCAUAAAACAGCUAUAAUCAAUAUUUUAAUAUUAACAGUAGAUCACUUGACUAUUUCUAAAAGGGGUCUUAAAUAAUAAUGAGUCAGAGAAAUAUCACCCCCCUCUACAGCUACCCUCAACUCAACCCAAGCCACCUGAGCUUUUUAGCAUAUUUCAGCCUCACAGAUCAGUGAGGACUACUUGGAGAAAAACUUUCUCAUCAUUACUGGUCUAAUUUUCUGAGCAAAUCUGUAUAUUAACAACACCACAUCAUCUUUCUCUAUGCACAUGUGCAUCAAUAUUCAUGCUUAUACAUAUGCAUGCUUAAAAUUGAAGGUUAAGAUUACAUAAUCUGGUUUGAUCAAACAUUGACUGAUCAAACUCUGACUCUUCUGUGUUUACUUUGUGAUUCACUAAAUAUGUUCGUUAAUAUGAGGUUAUAUUUUCACCUGUGUCUGUCUGUUUGUUUGUUUAUUUGUCAGAAGGAUUACGCAAAAAGUACUGAACCAUUUUGCACCAAACUUGGUGGAGGGAACUGGGUGUGGGCCAGGGAAGUACCCAUUUAAUUUUGGUGCAGAUCUGGUUAAAUGGGAGGAUCCAAGAAUGUUUUUUUUUUUUUUACCACUUUCCUUAACAUUGCAAGAUAGGAUUAUAGGAAGAUAGGAUAAUAAUCUGGAUCCGGUGGAAGAAAAGGCUGAAUCUGCAUUACACACACAGUUGUACUUACUAUGUUUUA
Molecule: messenger RNA, 6018 nt
Organism: Xiphias gladius (swordfish)
Lineage: Eukaryota; Metazoa; Chordata; Actinopteri; Istiophoriformes; Xiphiidae
Product: solute carrier organic anion transporter family member 1C1-like
Exons: 15
Coding region: 272-2338 (688 amino acids)
Biological process (GO): transmembrane transport; sodium-independent organic anion transport
Cellular component (GO): membrane
Molecular function (GO): protein binding
Source: RefSeq, a predicted model, not a curated record